This is a messenger RNA of Tachysurus fulvidraco (yellow catfish), 1442 nucleotides long. RefSeq lists its product as uncharacterized. Gene Ontology annotation, molecular function: DNA binding. The record is from RefSeq and is a predicted model, not a curated record. The transcript has 7 exons. NCBI's taxonomy places the organism in Eukaryota, Metazoa, Chordata, Actinopteri, Siluriformes, Bagridae. The coding region runs from base 154 to 840 and encodes 228 amino acids.
GCUCUCUAUCCGCACACCUCCGUCAUCGCAAAAGCAUGUAAACACAUCCGCGUGUCGGGUCCUGACGUGGCGGAGCGCGAGUCGCACGCGUAAACCUUCCUCCUCUCCGCGUGGGUCUCGGCUAUUGGCGCUUCGGCGCUCCAAGGUCACGUGAUGCCGCAGUUGACGGAAACGAUGCUGCCUCAUCUCGUGAUUCUCCUGUGCGCUUUGUCCGCACAAUAUCUCAUAAUGGAGUUGGCCAGCGGGACCGAAGCACAACGCACACUAGCAACUCAGGGAAUCCUAGAGGCAUGGAAAAUCACGAGGAUGAAAUAUCUGAACAUGACCGUCUGGGCCGACUGGAUCGCUUCUUGGAUGCCCAAAUUUCCACUGCUGGGAGCGGAAGAGGACCAGGAUACGAUCCAAGCAGAUAUCUUGGCCCUGGAGUCUCUGAUGCGCAGUAAUACACAAGGCUAUUUUGCAGAAUCAGAGGUGCCACGCAGUCCCAGGCCGGAGUAUGUGCUGCAUCGAGUAGGAGAGGUCGUCAUGGAGAUGGAGAAUCACAUGGUGGGGGUGAUAGUGGGCUGGGACGAAGGACUUCGGGUUCCUCCAGAGUGGUUAAGGAGGAAGAAGUACACCGACUCUCAGCUAAAGAGAAUGGAUAGCACCCCACACUACAAGAUUUUGUUCAGUGGAUCUGAUGAGUCCUCUCUGAUGGUUGGAUACAUGCCCCAGAAUGUACUCCAGCUCUUCGAGGGAUACAAGCCAGAUAUCCCCACCCUAGAUCGGUAUUUCUCCCACUUUAAUGGGAAAAAAUUUGUGAUGCUCGACUGGCUGAAAGAACUUUACCCAGAAGACUGAGAGAGAAACAGAGACGGUAUGGAGGAGGUGUGCGAGUCGUUCUGCUGUGAAUAAGCACUUGUCACUUUGAGCGCAGCUCUCCUCGGUGCCAUUGCCUCGGAGUCUCCUGAUGGAGUCUGGAUGUGAUUUAAGCCGUGACUGUGUUUCAGCAUUUUUAUAGUUAGGACUGCAAAAUUCAGGGAUGAUUAAAAAAAAGAAAUAAAUUAGAGCUAACCACGGAGUGAGACGUUUUAUUGUUCCGUUAUUUAAAAGAUUGUGUUUGUUAGACAUACACAGUGGUAAUGAAUGUAAUUCAGGUCAUCAGGGUUUAUCCUCAGUAUUGUACAAUAGAUUAUUAACAUGCUUUUAAACAGUGUUCUCAAGAAAAUGUCUACUAGUAGUAAAACUGGAAUAAAUAACCAAACCUGAGCUAAUUAAGCGUUGUUGAUUUUUUAAAAAUGUGUUACAGUUGCACAGGAUGUGUGAUAUUUGCAUUAUUGAGGAUCAAGUUUUAAUUACUAGCCUUGAAUCAGUAUAACCGACGUCUCUCACCAGUUUUCACUUUCUAGUCUAAAUAAACGGUUGGGAUUCACCUUACAUCUGAUUAAAGUAUUUCAGAUUCA